UGAGCGCCGGAGGUUCGCCUGCCGUGUCUCAGGCUGCCUUUGUUAUGUGGGUUAAUCAGAGGAUGGUAGCACCUCCAGCUGCCCAUGCAUGCCGGCGGUCAUGCGGACACACUGCGCUGUGCUGACGAGGGGAACGCCCCAGUGGGACGGUCCCGGUGCUUAACGGCAGCCUGCCGCAUUAUGCAGGAAUGCCGUGGCCCAUUAACACAUCCUGCAGUCUGGCUGUGCAGCCAGCAGGGCCUGGGGGCUCCCCUGUACUCGCAGACCAUGCAUAAACUCGCUGUAAUGCCAUCUGCCAGAAAUGCAGCUCAGGGCCAGAUGAGACUCAAGUACUGUAUCUGUUGGAGCUCUGCAGCAGGCUUGUUGGGAAUUUCAGAGUGGGUGCAUAACCCACCUCUCAGGAGACUCAUCUUGGGAAUCGUACAAAUGGGUCUGGGGCAAUGAGACCACUGCUCCAUUACAACGUUGUUUUCCAAAUGCGUUAUGUGCAUAAGACAUGCUGUUGUGUGAGAGAUCUACUUACAGACCGAGACCAUCCUCGCAAUCUGUAAUUAACCUAUCAAUCCUCAGGGAAGAAAAUGCAUAAGUACUUCCAGAGUAUAUAUGUAUUCUAUAUGCGAUGGGUUGUCGCUCCAUCCUAGGUUGUUCCCUGUCUUGCGCCUGUAGUCUCAGGGAUAUGCUCAGGACCCUGAAUAGAACGAGCAGUUACAGAAAAUUGAUGAAUGGAUUUUUAUUCUACCACUACUUGUGCUAUUUAAAUAUUAAUUCGAAACCCAAUUUCGCCUACAGAUUGUGUGUUACAAUGCAUUUUCUUUGGGGGGGGGGGGUAAAUUUAAGAACUGGUCAGAAGUUAGUGUCAGCGGUGGGUUAAAUAGCUCGCUGACAACGACGCUGUAACAGCACAUAAAUGCCGAGACCCAUGGGUUUAUAAUCUUUUACAACUGGCGUCUCUUCUCUUGCAAAUGAGUUCAUUCCUAAUGGUCCAGAUAUAGCUUAAUUGGGGUUAUUAAGACGGCAGCUGAAUGUCAAUGGGUGGGAGUCGAUGCGUUUAGGGCGCCUUAUUAUGUAGGCACAUUGUACGUGUCUGCGGGGGUGCGAAUGGUUAAGACUGAGCGGCGAACAAAACGGGGGGAGGGGAAUGGGCCAGGAGAAUUCAAAUUUAAAAUAGCAAAAACUGGUCAUUGUCAGAGCAGACCUGUAACCAUAUAACUGCCGCGCCAGGCAACCGACCUGCAUCAAACUGCGCUGCCGGAGUCUCGGAGGCACGAUCGCAAAGCACAAGUUUUUAUAGGAAUAAACACGAAGGACCACCGGGUCAUGCGACCGCAAAACUUUACCGCCAUGGCCGCGCGCUGCUGCCCUUGGGUGGUCUUCAUAUUGUGCAUAAGUUGGAACAGAGGAGGCCAGUGUCUGCCAAUGCCGCACACGCCCGCGCUGCUCCCUGCCAGCGAAAGGGACAUCGCGCUCGGGACGUGGCGCCGAGAAAGCAUGGAGAUGCAGCGGGAACACUGCGCGCUUUUGGCGGCGCCCUGGAAGGAGACCCGAGGCGGCGGGGACCGCGGAUAUCAGUACCGUCUCAGGGUCCUCUCCCUACCGGAGGAGGGACCGCGUCGCGCAGUCUUCCCUGAACAGACGCUGUUCGGCUUCGUCAGGCGGGUUUACCGGUGCUGUCAGAUGGGAUUCCUCUGCCGGAGCAUCAAGGGCAUUCAGGGCCAGCUGAGUGGGGACUCUGAGGUGGAGUUUUUGCUCAGUCCUGACGUCUUGUCAGCGACGGUGACGAGAGCAGAGGUACACCUGCACAUCUCCAAUCCGCUGCACCUCAGAGUGGAGCCACGGCUGGCGACACACAAGCGUCCCACACGAUACCGCGUCUGGCCAGGGCACGGCAAGCUGGAGUUCAUGCUCGACCUGCUCUUCCUGUUCCAGGGCCUUCAAGAGGCCAUCGGUGGACCUCGGGGGGGGUCCAGCCUGGUAGACUUCCGCAGAGUGGGGGGCCUGGCGAGGCAGAGCGGGGCAGGACUCAGGGUGGGGCAGGUUGGCCCCUCUCCUCAGGAGACGGACGCUGGUUUGUGGGAGGGCCCCCUGCCUUGGGCCCUGGAGCUCGGCCUGGUGUUGCAGUGCACCAGAGAGGGGGGAGGGGAAGCCGUGCCCUGCGAAAACAAUGGAGUGCACCUCCUUCACACACCUUUCUUUGCCAUAUCCUACCAGUAGGGGGUGUCCCUGCCACCCCCCCCCCCCAUCUGCCCCCUAAGCCUUAGCAGCCCAGCACACUGUGCUGUGUGAAGAGCUGCCUCCACUCACCCUGCCGACCAGGGUCACAGAAGGGCUAUCAGCUAAAGGGGGCGGGACAAUGAAUCCCCUAUCAGGGAGUGUGCUGCCCUCUGUGGCUGCUGCUGGUGUAACCUUCCCGAUAUUUCGAUAUGCCUGGACGCUCUGCACUUCCUCUCAUAGCUGAAUGUGUUAAGUUAUAUUUAAUGUUGUUGUUUUCCCAGUGCUUUAACUGGAAAUUGUAAAUCAUGUAUAUAAUCUGGAUAAUUUUAUAUCAACUCUACUCUUGUAUAACUUUUAUUAAAAAGAGAAAUUAAA
This is a messenger RNA of Brienomyrus brachyistius, 2586 nucleotides long. RefSeq lists its product as uncharacterized. The record is from RefSeq and is a predicted model, not a curated record. The coding region runs from base 1318 to 2211 and encodes 297 amino acids. The transcript has 3 exons. Lineage: Eukaryota; Metazoa; Chordata; Actinopteri; Osteoglossiformes; Mormyridae.